GCUAAUAAGUCACAAAGGAGAAGGAGAGGGAUUCCAAGCUCUGAGGUAGGCUAGCUCUAGAAUCGAGAGAGAUUUGUGACACAAAUCAAUGAGCAGGGCGAGCGCGCUCAACUACUGCGUGAACCAGGUCCGGCGGUAUGACUACAAGAACUACCUGUGCUUGCUCCAGCUCCCGCGAUCUGGUGGCCUCCGCGAUGCGGCCUUCGCGCUGCGCGCAUUCAACGUGGAGACGGCCACCGCCAAGGACACCGCCCGCGACCCCAGCCUCGCCACGCUGCGCCUCGCCUGGUGGAAGGACUCCAUCGACAAGCUCUUCUCGCGCGCCGCGGCCACGCCCGAGCACCCGGUGCUCUCCAUGCUGGAUCAUGUCAACCGCGAGCGCCGGCUGAGCAAGCACUGGUUCUCGCGGAUCAUCGACGCCAGGGUCGCCGACGCGGAGCUCUCGGCGCCGCCCAGGGACGUCGGGGAGAUCGAGCGCUACGCCGAGAGCACCGCGUCGGCGCUGCUCUACCUCACGCUCGAGGCCGCCGGGGUGAGGAGCACCAAGGCGGAUCACGCGGCCUCGCACACGGGCAAGGCCGCGGGGAUCUCGCUGCUGCUCGAGGCCACCGCGCACCACAGCUCCAAGCGGGUUUGCUACAUCCCGGUGGAGGUGGCGGUGAAGCACGGUGUGUCGCAGGAGGAUUUGUAUCGGGGGGUGCGCGGGGACGAGGGCGUUGCGCGCGCGGUGUUUGAGGUGGCGUCGGUGGCUCACGCGCAUCUGGAGAAGGCUCGGGCGCUGGCCAAGGACGUGCCCAGGGAGGCCUCGCCGGUGAUGCUGCCGGCGGUUGCCACGGACGAGUUUCUAGCGACGCUCAUGAGGUCGGGCUUUGAUCCGUUUGAUCCCAGGUUGCGGCGGGGGGUUUGCGGGGUGUCGCCGCUGUGGAUGUUGCUCAAGUUGAAGUGGCACUCGCUCAGGGGGUCCUAUUGAUUCUCUUUUUGCUCUUGGUUUUCGAGAAAACCUUGGUACUUUUCUCUACCAUGAUUACAAACGUGUGCUCUUGAUCGCCGAGCUUUGCUCCACUUUAAGAGUCGAAGUCCUUAGAACUGCGAUCCUCAUGUCCGCUGGUACCUUGUCGCCAACUCUGAGCUCUACAACGUUGCCAAGGACUAGCUCCCUGGCUGCCAAGUCGGGGAUCCAGUGACCAGCGAAGAACUUUGGCGUGCUCUGGUUGCAUCUCCUUGAGCACGUCGGCAUUGGUCUUUGCCAUACAAACUGUGUUUAAAUUUCAAUUAUAAGGAAUUCAGUUCGUGCGUCGCUUGCU
Messenger RNA from Selaginella moellendorffii, 1304 nucleotides. RefSeq names its product NADH dehydrogenase (ubiquinone) complex I, assembly factor 6. Bases 89 to 970 code for a protein of 293 amino acids. The transcript has a single exon. Lineage: Eukaryota; Viridiplantae; Streptophyta; Lycopodiopsida; Selaginellales; Selaginellaceae. The record is from RefSeq and is a predicted model, not a curated record. Gene Ontology annotation, cellular component: mitochondrion. Gene Ontology annotation, biological process: mitochondrial respiratory chain complex I assembly; biosynthetic process.